AUGGUCAUGGGGGCCUUUUCCGAGGCCAGGAACUGGGACCUCGAUAUUGAUGGCUACCUCAACCGCAUUUUGCCUCCGUCGCCGCUGCAUAAGUUCCCGGCUCCUGUGUCGAGGUUCCUUGGGUACAGGAAGGAGGCGCGGCAGGAUGUUGGUAACAUCCUCGGAGCCUUCUGGUCCAUGUUGGGUGCGUUUUGCGGACUUGGUGUUGUGGCUGCUGUGUUCAACAAGACCGAGAGCAUACAGUGGCAUCACCCGCCUGCGCUGAUUGCUUCGUUUGGUGCGUCCGCUGUGCUGGAGUACAACUCUAUCCGAUCACCUCUUGGUCAACCUCGCAAUGCCCUGUUGGGUCAUACCUUCUCAGCACUCAUUGGCGUUAGCAUAUCGAAGCUCUUUCAAUACCAUUCCGACUAUGACUCGAUCAGAUGGAUUGCUGGUGCCGUGGCUUGUGGUUGCGCGUCCGCCGUCAUGCUCUUGACCAACACUGUGCACCCACCUGGAGGCGCGUCCGCUGUGUUGGCGGCAACAGAUCCUGGCAUCACAGCGAUGGGCUGGUACUUUGUCGGGCUGGUCAUGUGGGGCACGACGUUGAUGCUGAUAGUCGGGCUGUUUAUCAACAACAUCCAACGACAAUUUCCAGUCUAUUGGUGGACACCGUUGGACUUGCGAAAAGCAAGGGUGAAAGACGAAGAGGUCAUACCGGACGGCAGGGGCGGCUUGGAACGAAGAAAGACGACAGAAGAGCAGCACUAUAGCCAGGAAGGAGAGCGAAUAGAGAUCAAUGGCGCCGAAGUCAUCUUGCCAGAGGACUUGAGCCUGAAUGCAGAGGAAGCAGCAGUGUUAGCAGGGCUGAGAGAGCGGCUUCGCAAAAGAGUUGAUGCAGAAGAGAUGGAGGAUCCCGAGAAACGGGGUACGGACAGCGCCCAUUCCCACACCAUGCGGAGCUACAGUGAAAGUGGGAGUAGCCGGACAGAGUCUGGUAUAUAG
This is a messenger RNA of Exserohilum turcica Et28A, 984 nucleotides long. RefSeq lists its product as uncharacterized. The record is from RefSeq and is a predicted model, not a curated record. Bases 1 to 984 code for a protein of 327 amino acids. Lineage: Eukaryota; Fungi; Ascomycota; Dothideomycetes; Pleosporales; Pleosporaceae. The transcript is spliced from 2 exons.